CCAACUUGGUAAACACGUCAUGCAUUGUUAGGGCAUGUCCUUUUUAUUCAGUUCUACCUUAUAUUCAAGUUUGCUCCCCAAGCUACUACUAGAUUCUCCCUUGCAGUUAAUAUCCAAAAACACUCUCAGGCCUAUAUAACUACCGAAACUCUUUCCAAAACUUCUGAUAUCUUCUAAUAACUCAGUGACGACUCUAGUACAUAUAUAGAAGUUUUUCAUAUCCAUCGUUCAAGAAUUGAAAGCCAUGGUGUCCCUCCAAUCUCCCCUCUCUCCGGAUCGAAGGAAGCCGAGUCCCGAUUCGGAGAAUUCUUUGCAGAAGAGGAAGUGGGAAGACCCGUUUGAUUAUAGGGAGCAAGUUUUCGAGAAACGGUACAAAGCAGAAGGCCAAAAUUUCAUGGCUGGUAUUGAGUUACACCUUGAGACUCCAUUACCUUCGGAGUGGCAAAGGUGCCUUGACAUUCAGUCAGGGAAGAUACAUUUUUACAACACAAAGACACGUACAAGAACAUCUAGGGAUCCAAGAAGUGCUACUACCACUCCUCAGCCGGCAAUUAGUCCGAGCGAUCAUCAUGAUCAUCAUCAUAUGAGCUUAGACCUUGAACUCAACCUAACAACAAGCGAUUCACCGAGGAAAAACCGAGCCACUGACGGCCAUUUCUCUAAGCUUAAUUCAAGCACUACUCUCUCUGAUCUCUCAAUAGUUACCACCAAUAAACAGAAGAAGAAUAGUUGUCCGUCGUGGCUGGCCUUCGAAGCCGAUCAACAAGAGAUGGUGGCGACGGUGUGCAUGAGAUGCCACAUGUUGGUGAUGCUAUGCAGGUCCUCACCUGCGUGCCCAAAUUGCAAGUUUAUGCACCCGCCUGAGAAAAGUCCCUCAACUAAUUUUAUUCAAGUCAAGCUCUAGAACUACUAGUAGUAGGAGUUUCUUCUGCCAGUAUGGGAUCACAAAGGCUGGGAUUUAAAGUAAUUAGGAACAUGACCCCCUUUUCUUUUCCUUUCUUCUUUUUUUCCCCCCUUUUCUAUCGUAUUUACCU
Messenger RNA from Morus notabilis, 1034 nucleotides. RefSeq lists its product as uncharacterized. The record is from RefSeq and is a predicted model, not a curated record. The coding region runs from base 245 to 904 and encodes 219 amino acids. Gene Ontology annotation, molecular function: protein binding. NCBI's taxonomy places the organism in Eukaryota, Viridiplantae, Streptophyta, Magnoliopsida, Rosales, Moraceae. The transcript is spliced from 2 exons.